Messenger RNA from Symbiodinium necroappetens, 4440 nucleotides. The record is from the annotation of a GenBank genome assembly. Lineage: Eukaryota; Dinophyceae; Suessiales; Symbiodiniaceae.
AUGACCGAUAGCGCGCAUCACUUUGUGACCUCUACAAGCCUACAGGCUGUGGCAGGUGCCCCUGUACGCCAGGAUCUGUGGGAUGAGCAUGCAGAGGCGGCCAUGGGCCAUAUCGAGCUUGCACGCUGGGCUGACCUCAUCGUCAUUGCGCCAGCCACAGCCAAUACCAUCGCGAAACUGGCACACGGCAUGGCAGAUGACCUGCUCACCACCCUUUGCCUGGCCAGCAGUGCACCGGUCUGGCUUGCCCCAGCUAUGAAUCAGCAGAUGUACCAACACCCGGCUACACAGGCCAAUCUGCUGGCUGCUCAAGCAUUGGGAUACCAGUUAAUCGGUCCUGAAUCUGGCGAUCAGGCCUGUGGCGAAGUGGGACCGGGGCGAAUGACUGAACCAGACGAUAUUGUUGCAGCUCUUGCAGCGUCUGCGCCUUCAGCACCAGCUGCCUCAACUGCAGCGACCCGCUCCCUGCACAACAAAACGGUGAUGAUCACCGCGGGCCCGACCCUGGAAGCCAUCGACCCGGUUCGGUAUAUCAGCAACCACAGCUCUGGCUUACAGGGUAUUGCGCUGGCUGAUGCUGCCCUGGCUGCAGGUGCGCAUGUGAUUUUUAUCGCCGGGCCCAAGGUGCCGCCUACCCAUCCUGACAUGCUACGCAUCGACGUCAUCAGCGCGCUCGACAUGCAGGCUGCAGUACACGCGCACCUGACCGGCGUGGAUAUUUUUAUUGGUGUUGCAGCGGUUGCGGACUAUCGGCCGCUGGAGGCCGCCGCACAGAAAAUGAAACGAGCAGGUGAUGAACAGGCAAGCUUGACCAUCGAACUGGUUGAAAACCCCGACAUCAUCGCCGGUGUUGCCCAGCAUCCGGCUAAACCGCGCCUGGUUAUUGGUUUUGCGGCGGAAACCAACGAUACCCACAAGCACGCACGGCAAAAACUCGUACGCAAAGGCCUGGAUGCCGUUGUCGUCAAUGAUGUGUCCGAUCCAGGCAUUGGCUUCAACAGUUCGGAUAAUGCCGCCACGCUGAUCCACGCCCACGGUGAAGACGCACUAAACGUGGCGAAAAAAAAAUCUAGCAAGAAAAACCGGCAGAAAUCCGGAUCCGACAAUUUCCUCACCCACGGCAGUGUAACGCUGGGCAUCAGCGCCCUUGGCUUACUGGUGGCUUUUGCUCUGGUCUGGUGGCAGGCGAUUGUACAACCUCAGCAGGCGGCUCAGAUUGCCGAGCAGGAACGCCAGUUGGACGUCUACGCACAAUUAUUCAACAGUCGCGUCGCCGACCUGCGGGCAACUGUUAACGCCAUGGCUACCGCGCCAAGCACUAUUGAGGCUCUGAUCAGUUUCAAUCCCGACGCACAGCAAGCGACUGCCGCGACCUUAGCCGCCCAACACCCUUAUGUUUCCCGGGUGGAUAUCAUCGAGAAAGGCAAAGCCGAAGUUGAUCUGAGUGCGGAAGUACCGGUGUCUUUUGCGGCCCUGGAUCUGAUCAGACGUGCAGAAACCAGAGCGUUUGUCGGACCGGAGGCGGGCGCGGCACAAGGCAACCGACUCUACGCUGCACAACCUUUAACACCAGAUGGCACCGUGGCCGGGGUCUUACUGGUGGUCUUCGAACCCGAGUUCCUGCUGGAUUCUUUGCAACACUUCACUGGCCUGCGCGGUUCACUAAAGAUUCUGCAGACGAUCGCUGGCACCCCGACCACAGCCGUUCUGGAAGCUGGCGGCAGCGAUGCAGAUUUGGCGCCGAUAGAGCAGGCGCUGUUCAUUCCCCAUUGGAAAGUUGAGUUUGCUGCGACGACAAGUGAAGUACAGCAGGUGGACAAUACCGCAGCCUUGUUCACACCCUUUGCGCUGGCGCUGGCGCUGAUCAUGGGGGGAACAUUCCUUGGUUUCUCCAUGUACAGCCGCAAAGUCAAAGAAGAUGCGCUGACGCUCACGGAUUACGUGACCCGCAUUUCUCGCGGUCGAAGCGCACCAAUGGGUCGCUAUCAGUUAAAUGCUCUGGCAGACGUGGCCGCGGCAGUGGCCGUUCACGACAAAAACCCCACCGAGCAAGCCAGCACGACGCCGAACAAAGCAGCAGACAGUGACGACGGAGAGGAUUUGUUGGAGGGGCUGGAGACAAAAAAGCCUGAGCGCGCUAAAAAGGAUUUCCUCGACGUUCAACCCAGCGGAGCACAAGACAAUUUCGGCAUAGAAGUGAGUGAAGAAGUGGGACCAAUGGAUAUGGGGAUUGAUUUCGACCCAGGUAUUUUCCGUGCAUACGACAUUCGUGGCAUCACCACAACCAACCUGACCGAAGAGGUUGUGUACUGGAUCGGGCGCGCAUUCGCCGCAGAAGCUUUGGCAAAGAAACAGUCACGGGUGGCUGUCGGCCGCGAUGGGCGUCACUCUGGCGAACCUUUACAGGCCUCACUGACAAGAGGGCUCACAGAAGGUGGCAUCGAUGUCAUCAGCAUCGGUCGUGUACCCACCCCUACGCUCUACUACGCCACCUAUGCCCUGGACACCGGCACCGGCAUUAUGAUCACCGGCAGCCACAACCCACCUGAAUACAAUGGCCUGAAGAUGAUGCUCGGCGGCGUCACCCUGGCAGAAGAUAUGAUCCAGGCUCUGUUCCGCCGUUUGCAGAACAAUGACCUCAGCGAAGGCGAAGGCGACGUUGACGAGAUUAACCUGGAUGACAGCUAUAUCGAUAAAGUGCUUGAAGAAGUUGCCAUCGCGCAGCCUCUUAAGGUAGUUGUCGACUGCGGUAAUGGGGUUGCCGGCGACAUUGCACCUCGUCUGUUGCGUGAGCUUGGCUGUGAGGUCAUUGAGCUGUAUUGCGAAAUCGACGGCGAUUUUCCCAAUCAUCACCCAGACCCUGCUGAGCCUGAAAACCUGGAAGAUCUGCGCACCGUUGUGCAGGCUGAGAAAGCUGACCUGGGGCUUGCCUUCGACGGCGAUGGUGACCGCCUGGGUGUGGUGACCAACAGCGGCGAAAUCAUCUGGCCUGACAAGUUGAUUAUGCUGUUCGCGCAAGACAUCGUGAGCCGAAAUCCAGGCGCAGACAUCAUUUAUGAUGUGAAGUGUUCACGUCACCUGAACAAUAUCAUCAGCGAGUUGGGUGGACGCCCAAUCAUGUGGAAGACGGGCCACUCCCACAUGAAAGCCAAAAUUAAAGAAACCGGUGCGUUGCUGGCUGGUGAAUUCAGCGGCCACAUCUGUUUUGGUGAGCGCUGGUACGGUUUUGACGACGCGCUUUAUUCCGCCGUGCGCCUUCUGGAAAUUCUGAGCACCGAUGGCCGUACAGCGGACGAGAUUUUCGCUCAAUUUCCGGUUACCUUCACAACGCCGGAAAUCAAGAUCACCACCACCGAGUCUGAAAAAUUUGAGAUUAUGGAAAAACUCUCAGCCGGCGCAGACUGGGGUGACGGCACCAUCACCACCAUUGACGGCAUUCGCGUCGACUACGCUGACGGUUGGGGCCUGAUCCGACCAUCCAAUACCAGUCCAGUGCUGUCGUUACGCUUUGAAGCUGAUGGGCCCGGUGCGCUGGACAGAAUUCAGGAUGAGUUCCAACUACAACUGACUCAGAUCGUACUGACCGAGGCUCUACCUUACAUACAACAGUUCCAGGGACACACAAUUGUCAUCAAAUAUGGCGGCAAUGCCAUGACCGAUGAAUCGCUCAAGCAGUCUUUUGCGCGAGAUGUUGUGCUCUUGAAACUGGUGGGCAUCAAUCCGGUAAUCGUACAUGGUGGCGGGCCACAGAUUGGCACUUUGCUGAAAAAGCUGAACAUAGAAUCGCGCUUUGUGAAUGGCAUGCGUGUAACUGAUGCCGCGACCAUGGACGUGGUGCAGAUGGUUCUGGGGGGGUUGGUUAACCAGGAAAUUGUUGCGCUGCUGAAUACCAAUGGUGGCCAUGCCGUUGGUAUCACCGGCAAAGACGGUGAUCUGAUACGGGCAAAAAAACUCGCCAUGCCGCCCAACCUGAACGCGCCGGAAAUUAUUGAUAUCGGCCACGUUGGCGAAAUCACCAAAGUAGAUACCAGCAUUCUGACGACCCUGACAGCGUCAAAUUUCAUUCCCGUCAUUGCACCCAUCGGCAUUGGUGCCGAGGGUGAGUCUUACAACAUCAAUGCGGAUAUUGUCGCAGGCAGCAUCGCUCAGAGUUUGCGCGCCGAAAAGCUGCUGUUACUGACCAACACACCAGGCAUCCUGGAUGCAGACAAGAAAACGAUCAGCGCGAUAAACGCAUCCGGCAUUGCCAAGCUGAUUGAUGAAAACAUUAUUAACGAAGGCAUGUUACCCAAGGUCCAAUGUGCACUGGAUGCAGUAGCGGCCGGCGUGCAAAGCGUACAAAUUGUAGAUGGUCGUGUACCGCACGCCCUGUUGCUGGAAGUUUUCACAGCCAGCGGCGUUGGCACACAGAUUGUUUCGGAUGAGACAAGUACGGCAUGA